This is a messenger RNA of Lethenteron reissneri (Far Eastern brook lamprey), 5210 nucleotides long. RefSeq names its product monocarboxylate transporter 2-like. Gene Ontology annotation, cellular component: basolateral plasma membrane. Gene Ontology annotation, biological process: plasma membrane lactate transport. The record is from RefSeq and is a predicted model, not a curated record. NCBI's taxonomy places the organism in Eukaryota, Metazoa, Chordata, Hyperoartia, Petromyzontiformes, Petromyzontidae. Gene Ontology annotation, molecular function: lactate transmembrane transporter activity.
AUGUCGCCGCUGGCGGCCGCCGGCCAGGUGUGCCCCCCGCCGGACGGGGGCUGGGGCUGGGCCGUGGUCGUGGGGGCCUUCAUCUCCAUCGGCUUCUCGUACGCCUUCCCCAAGGCGAUCACCGUCUUCUUCAGCGAGAUCCAGGAGAUCUUCCAGACGACGUACAGCGAGAUCGCGUGGAUCUCCUCCAUCAUGCUGGCCAUCAUGUACGCGGGCGGCCCGGUGAGCAGCAUUCUGGUGAACCGCUACGGCAGCCGGCCUGUGGUGGUGGCGGGCGGCGUGCUGGCCGGCACUGGCAUGGUGCUCGCCUCGUUCUGCACCUCCAUCCUGCAGCUCUACUUCUGCAUCGGGGUCAUCGGGGGCUUCGGCCUCGCCAUGAACCUGCAGCCGGCGCUCACCAUCAUCGGCAAGUACUUCUACAAGAAGCGGCCGAUCGCCAACGGACUGGCGAUGGCCGGGAGCCCCGUGAUGCUCAGCACCCUCGCGCCCCUCAACCAGCUGCUGCUCAACAGCUUCGGCUGGAGGGGCAGCUUCAUGAUCCUGGGGGGGCUGCUACUCAACUGCUGCGUGGCCGGCGCCCUCAUGCGCCCCGUGAAGCCGUCGCCAUCCGCGCCGGCGGCGCUGACCGCGACGGAGUCCGCGACGGAAGUGGCCGCGGAGAACGCCACGACUCCGCCGCCGCCGCCGCCGCCCGUGCCCGCUGACACGGCGAACCCGCAGGCCGUGAGCCUGCUGUCCGGACAGCCGGCAAAGCCCAAGGAGGGAUUCCUGCAGCGCUUCAAGGAGCUGCUCGACCUGUCGCUCUUCAAGCACCGCGGCUUCCUCAUCUACCUCUCGGGAAACGUCGUCAUGUUCCUCGGGUUCUUCUCGCCCAUCGUGUUCCUGGCGCCGUACGCUCGCCACAUGGGCAUCGAGAAGUACUCGGCCGCAUUCCUGCUCACCAUCCUGGCCAUCGUGGACAUGGUGUGCCGCCCCACCUGUGGCCUCAUUGCCAACUCGCGCUGGAUUCGGCCAAGGAUCCAGUACUUCUUCAGCUUCGCGGUGAUCUUCAACGGCGUGUGCCACGUGCUGUGCCCGCUGGCCAGCGACUACGGUGGUCUGGUGGCGUACUCGGUGUUCUUCGGCAUGGCGUUCGGCAUGGUGAGCUCCGUGCUCUUCGAGACGCUCAUGGACCUGGUGGGGGCGCAGCGCUUCUCCAGCGCCGUGGGCCUCGUCACCAUCGUCGAGUGCUGCCCCGUGCUGCUCGGUCCGCCUAUCGGAGGCUGGCUGGUGGACGUGACGGGCGACUACAAGUACAUGUACUUCGUGUGCGGCGCCAUCGUCAUCACGGCCGGCAUCUACCUCUUCGUCGCCAACGCCAUCAACUACCGCAUGGUGGAUCGCGAGGCGGCGGCCGAGGCGGCGCGCAACGGGCGGGGGGUGGAGGGGCUUGAGCUGGGCCCUGAGCCCCUCCCCUCGCCCCAGGGUGGUGACGAUGGCACCGCCAAAACCCCCAACGGCGUGGAGGAGGGCGCCGAGUAAACGCGACGCGGAACCCCCAGCCGUGCCGAGCGAAAUAACGAGGUUCACCGAUUUCACUAAAACCGCUCGCUCACUCACUCGGUCACUCACUCGCCCGCAGGCUUGCAAACUCACUCACUCGGUCACUCACUCACCUGCAGGCUUUCUAACUCACUCACUCGGUCACUCACUCACCCGCAGGCUCGCUCACUCAGUCACUCACUCACCCGCAGGCUUGCAAACUCACUCACUCGGUCACUCACUCACCUGCAGGCUUGCUAACUCACUCACUCGGUCACUCACUCACCCGCAGGCUCACUCACUCGGUCACUCACUCGCCCGCAGGCUUGCAAACUCACUCACUCGGUCACUCACUCACCUGCAGGCUUGCUAACUCACUCACUCGGUCACUCACUCACCCGCAGGCUCGCUCACUCAGUCACUCACUCACCCGCAGGCUUGCAAACUCACUCACUCGGUCACUCACUCGGUCACUCACUCACCCGCAGGCUCGCUCACUCGGUCACUCGGUCACUCACUCACCCGCAGGCUUGCAAACUCACUCACUCGGUCACUCACUCACCCGCAGGCUCACUCGGUCUAUCGCUCACUCGGUCACUCACUCACCCGCAGGCUUGCUCGCUCACUCGCUCACUCGGUCACUCACUCACCUGCCCGCAGGCUUGCAAACUCACUCACUCGGUCACUCACUCACCCGCAGGCUUGCAAACUCACUCACUCGGUCACUCACUCACCCGCAGGCUCACUCACUCACUCGCUCGCUUGCGUGCAGUCAGAUUCUCUCAGCAAUGAGCAGCGGUAGGAAGUUUAUUGUUUUAUAUGCCUUGGUCUAAGCGGUUGCACUAAACCACUUUGUUUUAUUUUGCGUAAGAAGGAACCUAAUGCUGGUUCCUGGAGCGGGGUCUCUGGGCGUUGCGCUCCGACAUCGGUGGCGUCGCCCAACGCUGAGGUCAACGUAGCCAACAAAGGCAAUCGGCUGCUGCUCUCGUAAAUCAUGAAACUCCACUGACCAUCCGUGGUCUUGCGUCCAUGUAAAUCGCCUGUAAAUAAAACUCAAUACCCUUAGCGCCAAAACGCCUCGGUCCCAUGGCAGGGUCCCUGCCCUCCACGAGACAACCACGGUUGGCUUCCCACUGAGUGGUUCUGAUCGUUUGAUUGCCCCAAGGGGGCGAUGGAGCUUCGCGCGCCCCCCACGUGUGGAGUCUCCGGCCUCCGCGUGCCCCCCCCCCCCCCAGCACUGCGUAUAUAUUCAGAUACGGCACACGUGCGAUCUGUGUGUGUCAUCGUGUGAAUAUAUACACGAGUCUAGAUGGCGUGUAACAAUUCGGACAUGUAAUAGAAGCUGUGUGUGUGCAUGCAUGUGUGUGUAUACAUACAAAGAUAUGCAAAUACGGAUGUUAUGUAUGCAUCUGUAGCAUUACUGUAACACAGUUAUAAAUAUGUAUGUAAUACAUAUGACGUGUUCAAUUGCGCGCACAAAGCGCCCACGGUGCGGCAGGGGCUGUUGGCUGGCGCCCGUUGGGGCCGGCGUAGCGUGCACGCCGGCGUGGGAAGACUGCACCGCCAGUGCCUAUGUCACCCGGCCCGCACCAGCUCCUCCGUUGAGGCCGAGUCAACCCAAGGGAAGUCUAGACCGGCUCAAGGUGCCGUUUGUCUCCAAUCGACGCUGUGGGCUGCAGGCCAGGGUCGCCGGGGCCGUAACGCUGUGGGCUGCGACCAAGCCGCGGUCGCUGGUUGCCGUAACGCUUCGCGAGCCGCGUGCCGGAAGCCACCGCCAGGGCCACUGGGACAUCGUCGGCACUCGAGUCUCGGUGUCACCCCAUCAGGUGCUGCAGAGUCGGUCGUCGUCAUUGACACGAAGAAGGAAAGAACUUGCUUUAAAACAAUAGAAACUAUCGUUUAGUUGAUGCGUUUAUACAAAUGCAAAAUUAUAAUAGUUUUACUGAAGUUAAUUUAAUACGGUAAUUUAUUUUGCUGUUCAUAUUGUUAGAGGUGAUGGUUUGGCGUGUACCGGCCCGGUGCAACCACUGUGGGUGCGGUUGUCAAUAUGACGUAAACGGAACCGCUGGAUCUUUGGUACGUCGGAGAGGAUCUUCUAUUGGUGGUAUGGCCAGGACACGGUCUGGUUGGCCGGGCAGCAGAGCUCCUGGACAAUGUCAGGCUUGCUUAGCCACAUCAUCCUCAUCCUCAUCAUCCUCGUCAUCCUCGUCAUCAUCGUCAUCAUCGUCACCAUCAUCAUCAUCCUCGUCGCCGUGUUGUUGGAGUUGGUAAAAUGAGCUCGCAACCUUUAGACAUUGAGCCCAUCACUCUGCCCACGUCGCCUGUGUGAGACGAAUGGCCAGCCGGCUUUGGUCACCAUGGUGAUAUAGCAACUGGUAACAAUCCACAUCCCUUUGUCAAUCCACUGCUGGGUGAAGGCCUCCCUGUGUGGCAUAUCGGUUGUCGGGUUGUUUGACCGUACGUCACCACUGCUCAGACUGAGCACUGAACUCAGGUCUCCGGGUUCGUGGUGCACUUACCACUGCGCGACCAUCGCACCAUCGGACCUGUGUGAUGCUAAAUCAACCAUGGGUUUCAUCCGUAUUAUGCAUCAUCAGUGCAGUAAGCCCCUGCUGCUCUGAUGACAAUAACAACGAGCUAUCUUCCACUUUAUUGGGAGAGUUGUCAGCACGGUGUGGCGUCGUCUCAACGGCGUGAUGGUCGCUUUUGUACAAAACUCUUUGAAUCCGGGGGGGGGGGGGGGGGGAGAGAGUGACAGGGCACCGGUGUGUGCCGGUCGGACCGUCUCUCGAACAUGGGCAACGUGGUGGAGCCCACGGCUCUGCCGCUGUGCAAGCCGGGUCAUCCCGCGCAAGCCGGGUCAUCACGCGCAAGCCGGGUCAUCCCGUGCAAGCCGGGUCAUCCCGCGCAAGCCGGGUCAUCCCGUGCAAGCCGGGUCAUCCCGCGCAAGCCAGGUCAUCCCGCGCAAGCCGGGUCAUCCCGACGGUGGAGGGGGGUUCGUUCGUAGGCCAAGCUUCCAGAGCCACCGCCGGUCUCGCCCCGAUUUAGAGAUGCAAACUCCUACCAAAGAGGACAGAGGAGUCGCGAUCGUGUAUCCGCGUCGUCACGGCGGCAGAGAGAAAAACACGACGAUGCCACGAAACUUGUUUUCGGAGUCAUGUACUGUAGCUGCCUUCCUCUCAGUGUUAAACAAAAACAAGAGCGUACUCAUGUUUGUUUUAGUUGUCUGCGCUAGUUAGUACGUGACUCGCCUCGUAGCUUAAAUGCAGUGGGAACGAGCAUUGUUACUCGCGGCAGUGUUAAUGGUGGCGGUGGCCGGUGCCGAGCGGGGCGUGCGGCGGUGCGUGCCGGAGGAGCUGGAGACAAAGGCGGCGACCCACCCCCUCGUGUGCCGUGCCGGCCUUCAUAGGUGCUACUCGCUAACGGCACAGCGCCACUGCCAAGGGGCAACGCCACUGCUCGUUGUUUGGCGUCCCUGUUGUUUUGUAUGAUUUUUGUUUACACAUUUCCUUUCAUCCCCGAUGCUAUAGAAGUAUUUGCGAAAAGAAAUGAAUAAAAAUGGAAAAUUUACCUUUUAAAAAAAAAUUCGUUCAUUUUGUUGCUAUCGAUUGAGAUUCUUGUUCAUAUGCAGUGACCAUGUGUGUGUGCGUGUGCACCUAGCCUGUCACCGCCAUUCGCCACCAACUUCU